UGGGUCCACAUACUAAGCUGACAUAUGUAUCUCCGGACAUUGCGAGGCGUUAAGUCAUAGGUCUUCCUGUGGUAAACGGUCGACAUUCAUGACGCCAUAUUCCGCUUCUGGUGUUUAAUCACACCACCAAACGGUGCUGUUUUCCCAAAUGGUAGCUGCUUAUUCGGAUCAGCGACGGAAAUCCCUGAAGCGAUCCUUCUGUGAGCUGGGCGUCACAGCCUUGCCGGGCGGACUUUUCGUGCGCGUUGGCCGGCGCCCUUCACACACUGUGACGUCGGACUGAGGCCCGGGUACACGCGUCACAUCGGCUGGUCGCUGGGUGUUUAUACUGAGUUUGGACAGAGUAACACAGACAUAUACAGCGGCGCCAGCGCGGUCAGCAGUGCACACAGAGGUGAGGAACGCCGCGGCGGGAGCUGCGGCUGCCGGACAGACGGGAUCGCGGCACGGACAGGACAGACGGAUCGCGGCACGGACAGGACAGACGGAUCGCGGCACGGACAGGACAGUAGCACGGGCACCACUGGACAACAGACAGCACGGCACGGACACGAUGAAGACGUUUAUUCUGCUGACAUUCCUCACCUUAUUGGCGUACACGGGAGCCCAGGUGGACCCGGCCAGCGACGAUGCUGCGUUUCUGGCGUCACUGCUCGGGGAGGUGCCCGCCGAAGGGACCAACCAGGAGAGCCUCGGCGCCGGCGGCGGCCAGAAGACGGCGAAACCCAAGUGCGGCAGCACCUCCGACAUUGACUCGCUGACCUCUGAGCAGUUCCUGGCUCUGCUGUCGGGUGACUGUGAUCCUGUGGAGCCGGAGCCGGAGCCGCAAGAGCCGGUGCAGCUGUGCGAGCGUGGCGAGUUCCAGUGCACGCCGUACCACCGGUGUCGCGAGGAGGACAUCUACAGCGACGGCAUGGGCGACUUCAGCGUGCGCAUCGGACUGGCGCAGUACGAGCGAGAGCGCGACUACAUCCAGCACUCGGAGUGCCCGCGCUUCGGCGACGUGUGCUGCAGUAAUCCGCUCCCCGUGCAGCCGUCCACCCCGCGGCCCCCCGAGCCGUACACGCCGCAGUGCGGCCGGCGCAACCAGGACGGUCUGGGCGUGCGCAUCGCCGGGUUCCGCGACAGCGAGACGCAGUUCGGCGAGUUCCCCUGGGUGGUGGUGGUGCUGCAGAUCCAGGAGGUGGGCGGCGAGCAGCGGCUGACGUUCGUCUGCGCCGGCUCGCUGGUGCACCCCCAGGUGGUGCUCACGGCCGCCCACUCUGUGGACGACAUGGCGGACGCCCGGCUGGUGGUGCGACUCGGCGAGUGGGACACCCAGCACGAGUCCGAGCUCUACCUCCACGAGGACUAUGACGUGAGCUCCAUCAAGAUCCACCCACAGUUUCACGCUCGCCUGCUGCGGGACGACGUGGCGAUGCUGGUGCUGAACCAGCCCGUGCCGCUGCAGUCGCACAUCGACACGCUCUGCCUGCCCGACCCCGCCGUCAACUACGACAGGGCCGCCUGCGUGACCGCCGGCUGGGGCAAGGACGCCCUCGAGGACGGCCAGUUCCAGACGGUGCUCAAGAAGGUGGACCUGCCGCACGUGCCGCGCGCUCAGUGCCAGCGCAUGCUCCGCAAAACGCCCCAGCUGGGACGCUACUUCCGGCUGGAUCGCUCCUUCACCUGUGCCGGAGGUAACGAGGGCGAGGACGCCUGCAAGGGUGACGGCGGCGCGCCGCUCGCCUGCCGCGACCCGCAGCAGCCCGACCGCUGGGUGCAGAUCGGCGUGGUCUCGUGGGGCGUCGGCUGCGGGGUGUCGGGCGUGCCCGGAGUCUACGCCGAUGUGCGUCCUCACGUGGGCUGGAUCAGCGAGACUAUCAGUGAGGUGGAGCGGGAGCAGCAGCAUGACAUUGACCUCAGCAUCUUCGAGCGGCGGCUGACCGGACCGCCCGUCUGAGAUUGCUGUUUGAAUUGGCUAAGGGACUGACGAUGAGAGAGUCUUAACGAAAAUAACCUUUGUGUCUAUGCAAAGAAGUCAAAAGUGUCUCGAUUGUAUGAUUCAGCGCUUCGUAUGUUACGAAAUGCGACAACAUGCACGGUUUACAGCGUGUGGAAGCGUAAUAUGAUUAAAACUCUUGCACGGAGCCUUAGCCUAGUAAUUGGGAUGUAAAUAAAUCAAUAAAAAUUAAUCAAAAACGUAAAAAUGCAGUGCUUCCAAAUAUACCACACAUAUAUAGCACACGGUCUCAGAAAAUAUUUAGCUCCGUAUUUGAUAUGUGGGCAAUUUGUAAAAUUGAUUUAAACGCAAUCUUUUUUUAAAGACAACGGAUACAUUAAAACUUCAAAAAAGUAUAAAAUGCAUGUUACCGUCAAGGCCAGUUUGAGAAAUAACAUCAAAAAUGGAAAAAGUCAAUUUAACACUUUUUAGGUAAGAUAAACAAAACAAGUCACUUUUUGACUGUUUGGCUGUCAUUUCUCGUUUUAGCUGGCUAUCAUUUCCCUUUUAUCUCGUUAGCUAAAAACUUGAAGGUAUACUUUUCAACAACGCACGGAAAAACCCCGACGUCUCUUUUGAAAAGGAAACAGGCAUUUACACAUGAACAGCUUAACGCGAACAUCGAGGCCACAUGAAUAGCAAAAUACAUAGAGUUUAUUAAUGCUGAAUGAGCCGCUACACGUAAUAAGAAUCUUAUUUGUGAUUUUACUCUCCUACCGUGCAUAUGAGACAAGCAUCUUUUAAAUAAAACAAUGUAAAUCAGAAAACAGUUCUAAGCUUAUGUUUCUUUGUUUGAAAUAUGAAACAGUUUCGACAUGGUUUCUUGAGCCUUUUGCUGAUUCUCAUCGGCUGUGCUGUAGUGCGAGGAGAUGAGGUAGACGUUUCCGUUCAAGAUGAUGGUGGAGAUGACUCUGAAGAAGUCAUUACGAAGGAGGAAACAAUAGUGGAAAGCAUUCCUGCUCCACCUCGCUCGUCUGCUGUCGAAAAGAUCCAGGUCGAAAAAGUAGAUGUAACAGGGCCAGAUCUGGUCAAGUUGACAAGAAGGAUAGAAGAUGCUCUCAAUGCAGUCAUUGCAAAAGUAGUGCAAAGGAAAAAAGAGAUCGCAAACGAGCUUCGUAAAUUUGAGGUUGGAAUAAUGAACAUUCUUAGACUUCUGGGCUCUGUGCAGCCCAGGUCACGCCGUGAAGCAAAGAAAGGAAGACAGGCUGCCCCCAGUCCAGAUGACGACGAUGAUGAUGACGACGACGACGAUGACGAUGACGAUGACGACGACGAUGAUGACGAUGAUGACGACGAUGAUAAUGAUGACGAUGACGACGAUGACGAUGAUAAGAGAUGAGUGCUUGGCAGAUCGUCCACGACAUUUUGGUGUAUUUGAUCAUAGGUCACAAUCGAUCAUCAAGAUGAAUGCCAACCAUACGUGUAAUUUGUGCUACUUUAUCACAUUCGACUGUCAUCUUUGCCAUCAAUCGAUGUGAACGAACCGCUGUGUCGCGACUGUCAUGUCAUGACCACUACGUCAUUCAAUAUGAAAGGCAAUAAUGACUGCUGCAUUAUC
Amphibalanus amphitrite is the source of this 3539-nucleotide messenger RNA. RefSeq names its product phenoloxidase-activating factor 2-like. Gene Ontology annotation, molecular function: serine-type endopeptidase activity. The transcript is spliced from 3 exons. The record is from RefSeq and is a predicted model, not a curated record. NCBI's taxonomy places the organism in Eukaryota, Metazoa, Arthropoda, Thecostraca, Balanomorpha, Balanidae. Gene Ontology annotation, biological process: proteolysis. Bases 554 to 1942 code for a protein of 462 amino acids.